AUGAAUAAUAAUAAUAACAACAAUCUAGCAGCAGCAAAUGCAGCAGCGGCGGCGGCGGCAGCAGCAGCAGCAGCAGCGAUGGACGCUGAAGCUACGGGAGGAACAUACUUUUGUAGCAAAUGCGGGCAACUUAAAAAGGGACAUACCUGUCCUGUAGUAGCACCUAGAUCGAUGGCUACAGAGACAUCGUUGCCUCUGAUGAUGGCAGCAUCGACACCUGUCAUGUCUACACGUAGACAAUACACACAACAACUACAGCAACUACAACAACAACAGCAACAAGUCGCAUCUAUCCAACAACUGGCACCAGCUCAACUACAACAAUACCAACAACAACUAAUGAUGCAACUCGCAAAUCUACACUCACAACAGCUACAGUUACAAGGACAACCUCAACAGUUGCAACAGAUACAAGCACAAAUCAUGCAAGUUCAACACAUGCAACAACUAUUUGCACAACAACAACAGGCUCAAGCAGUUGCCCAACAACAACAAAUCAUACAACAACAGCAUCUACAACAACAACAAGCUCAACAAGCUGUCGCUGCUGCAGCCGCACUUCAACAACAGCAACAACAACAGUUACAUCAACAACCCUCAUCUACACAAAUCACCAAUACACCACACCAACAAACUACUAUAGUACCUCCACAAUUACAACUACAAGGUACUCCAGGUGCAAUGCCAUUGGUGUUUAUGGGUGCAUCAUCUGAAGAAAAAAGAGCAAGAGAAAAGAAUGCCUCUGAUUUUAAUAUGUGGUUCUUGUUGGAAAGACAAGAAAGAUAUCCUUAUUAUUUUGAUCUUCAUACAAAAACAAUUCAAGUAAUUGGUAGUUGGUAUGUUGAUGUAUCGGAUGCAUGGGAUGGAUAUUCAUUGGUUGAAAAGAGACAAAUGCUAAACAAUACACAAAAGUUGGCAAAUCAACGUCACUCUUUUCUACAGAAACAACAUGAUAUUGCCAGUCACGAAGAGGAGAAGCAAAAGAGAGAGCAAACAAGAAUAAAGGACGAAAAGAAGAUGGAGAUUGCCAAACAGAUGCGUCAGAAACAAAUAGAUGAAAUCAAAGAGAAAAUAACAAAGCCAAAGACCAAUGUGACAGCCUUUUUCCACUACCUCAAUGACAAUAGAGAAACGGAAAAGAGAGCACAACCAGAACUAUCUUUGGCAGACAUUUCAAAAGUGUUGGGUCAGAAAUGGAGAGUGUUGACAGACGACGAAAAGAAGCCAUACCACACCAAGGCUGCAGAUGAUCGUGUCCGUUUUGAUGCCGACAUUAUAGAAUACAAAAAGCAAAUCCAAGACGCAAUUGAUAUGCUCGCUCCUAUCGAUCUCAAUACUAUAGAACUACCAGAAGAACCUGCUCCCGUUCAACCACAACCACCUCCACAACAACAACAACCUCAACCAACCGUCAUCAAUCCACCACAACCAGGUGCUGAAAAACGUUGUGAAACAUGUGGAAGCUCCGAUAACAAAGAUCAAACUUUUUCUUGUAUCGGUUGUCAUCGUGUAUAUCAUGGAAAAUGUCUUCAAUUAAAUCAAUUAGCUAUUGAUACUAUUAAAAGAAAUGGUAAUUGGAAAUGUAUUGAUUGUAAACUUUGUGAAGUAUGUAAUGAAGGAGUACAUGAAGAUAAAAUGAUGUUUUGUGAUGUUUGUGAUAAAGGAUAUCAUACAUUUUGUUGUUCACCAAAAUUGGAUGCUCCACCUACUGGUGGUUGGAAAUGCAGUCAAUGUGUACAUUGUAUUCAUUGUGGAUCUAGAUCGGCAGGUCCAUCUUCGAGCUCAAAGUGGAAUGCCAACUAUACAGUGUGCGAAGUUUGCACACCAAAGGUGCAAGACAAGAAAUACUGUACAGUCUGUAGAAAGAUCAUCAAGAGCAGUGGUGAAAAGAAACCAAUCGUACAAUGUGUCUAUUGUGAUCGUUGGACACACGCUGGUUGCGAUUCAAUCACUGAAGAAUUUUUAGAAAAGAUGAAAGAGAAUCCAAACUAUCACCAAUACAAGUGUCCCACCUGCAAGACUGGUAACUAUGCCCAGAGCAUCUCCAAAACCGUCCAAGGAAGAAAUCUCAUGAAACCAAUUGUAGAAACAUCAGAAUCAUCAGACGAUGAAGAAGAUGAAGAGGAAGUAGUUCAACCAACAUCAGUCUCUAAACGUCGUUCAAACAACAAUAACCAAGAAGAAAAACCAUCAUCUAGAAGACCAACCAAAAGAAAGAAACGUACUGAAGAAGAUGAUCCUGAAGAAGAAGUUUCUGAUGUUAAUGUUGAUGAAUAA
Molecule: messenger RNA, 2277 nt
Organism: Cavenderia fasciculata
Lineage: Eukaryota; Evosea; Eumycetozoa; Acytosteliales; Cavenderiaceae
Product: PHD zinc finger-containing protein
Exons: 3
Coding region: 1-2277 (758 amino acids)
Source: RefSeq, a predicted model, not a curated record